Gekko japonicus is the source of this 969-nucleotide messenger RNA. It is a transcript of the gene FKBP1B, whose product is annotated as FK506 binding protein 1B. NCBI's taxonomy places the organism in Eukaryota, Metazoa, Chordata, Lepidosauria, Squamata, Gekkonidae. Gene Ontology annotation, cellular component: sarcoplasmic reticulum membrane. Gene Ontology annotation, biological process: regulation of cardiac muscle contraction by regulation of the release of sequestered calcium ion. Gene Ontology annotation, molecular function: peptidyl-prolyl cis-trans isomerase activity. The coding region runs from base 103 to 429 and encodes 108 amino acids. The record is from RefSeq and is a predicted model, not a curated record. The transcript has 4 exons.
GGAGGGUCUAGCUGAGCCGGGACCGAGGAAAAGCAGACUCUUUGCAAGGCGCAGGUGAAGGGGGGAGGAGGAAGCGUCGCCCCGGCGGGAGCAACUGCGGCCAUGGGUGUGGACGUGGAGACCAUCUCGCCUGGAGACGGAAGAACAUUUCCAAAGAAAGGUCAGACGUGUGUGGUACAUUAUACAGGGAUGUUACAGAAUGGAAAGAAGUUUGAUUCCUCCCGAGACCGAAACAAGCCUUUCAAGUUCAAGAUCGGCAGACAAGAAGUCAUUAAAGGCUUCGAAGAAGGAACUGCGCAGAUGAGCCUGGGACAACGAGCAAAGCUGACUUGCACACCUGACAUGGCGUAUGGAGCCACCGGCCAUCCUGGAGUCAUCCCGCCAAAUGCUACGCUCAUUUUUGAUGUGGAGCUGCUUAAGAUAGAGUAACUCAGAACAGCUGACUGAAGGUCAUAGCCUCCCAUCCUCUUCCCCUUUUCCUUUAAUGGGAAGCAUCUCCACCGAAAUUUCUGUCACUCCUGCUGUCAUGCCAACAAUGCCUCUACUUGAGGUUGUUUUCUCACUUUCCUAAUUUUUUAAAGAAAAAAAUAUUGUUGGUGUAUGUAUUUGUCCUUGUUUAGAUGCUUCUUUUUUGCUGUGGAGACAAAAAAAAUGGCUGUAACAUUUUUUGAGUUGUAAAUUUUAUUUUAAUUUGCAUGUGAAACUUCAAAAUUGUGAUUAGAACUAUAUAUAAACACAAAAGAAACCUAUAAAUAUGUAGAGAAAUUACUUACUGAAAAACCACUGCCUUACUAUACACAUUAAAAAAAAUAAAAGAAUACACACACACAGAGAGGGGUGCUCAGAAAUCAAGUGUACAGGUUGUACAUGAAUGGGCAUUAGCCAAACCAAGUUACCUGCGCUGCCACUUUUUCUCAACUUGUAUGUUCUGCUUGCUGCUGUUUUAAAUAAAAUGUCUCAGAUGGGGGG